AUGCUCGAGAAAGUGUUUUUGGCCAACGUGAUUUUAUACGUCGAUUGCUUGGACACUGUCAAAUUAUUUUCCCAAGUGAGCAAGAAGUGUCAAGAGGUACUUUUGAUCCUGAAGGUCAACCCUAUUUUCCCUCGAAAGAACACCCCCUCGACAACAUCUUUGUGUAACGUCUUUUCAAACGAUAAAAUCGACUUAGUGAAGCGAAUCAAAUCAGAACUGAAACUAUUCCCAAACCUUCAAACAUACCAAUUUUCAUCGGGAAUGUUUUCGAUGGGUCUUUUAAGAAUCCUACCGAAGCACAUCAAGAACAUUGUAAUUGGGUUGUCUACUAUUAACUCGCCAGAUAUCUUUUCUGAGGAAGAUAAAGCAAAGAUUGUUUCAAUGUCGGUUGUCUCGAGCGAGCCAUUUGACCUUUCGCAAUUUCCCAAUUUACGGAGAGUCUCUUUAGUAAUCGAUGAAGACGACUACAUCUCCUGUUUCACUGAUAAAACACACCACUUCGACUUUGUCAAAGUGAAGUUGUCCGAACCAAAUUCAUUACCCUUUCUCAUUCAAGCGGAUAAGAUGCCGAUCGACAGGAUGGUAGUUGUUUUCGAUUGUGACGUCGAGUUGGGUAAAGCCAUUAAAAACAUUCCCCAUAUAUCACAGAAGUUUUAUUUGACUAUGGAGUACAUGUACGAGACGAUGCCACUCCAUGUCACACCGUUGUACACUGAUGGCAUGUUUGAGGUUGACCAAGUCGAAGCGUUUGACACCGGAGUUCUCAAAAGAGUGUUACCAACAAAGGUCUACUUUAUUGGGAAAAAUGGUGGUGAAAUCGACUUGCGUGCGUUCACUGAUUUGAAGUCUGUGAAGUACGAAGAGAAGUCGAAGUUCUGUUUGCCAAGUGGGAUCACUCAGCUCCAAGUGGACGAACCACCAACACAAGUGCUUCCCAACCUUCUUGAAAUGUCAGUGGAAAAGUACGACGGGAAUUUGAGUGUUCCAAGUACACUUCGAAGACUCGAGUUGCGGGAGUGUAACAUACAAAUGACAGACAAGAACUUGAGUGUGAAAAUGUGUGGGAUGAGUCGGACGAGUUUUGACCAAGUCACGAUGUUGGAAGGGUUACAAGAAUUAAUGAUGGACAAUAUGGACAUAUCAGUGUCAUUGGAUUGUUUGAAAGACCUUACCAGUGUCGACAUGUCUGUUGUAAAAAUCAAUUGUGACAUCGAGAAGUACUAUCCGAGCAAUUUGAAGAAUUUGGUUUGUGGUCCCGGGCAGCUUAAAAGUGGGUUAAGCAUUGAGGAGUUAUUCAUGUGUUCUGCAAAUGAGAGCGAUUUGGUCAAAUUGGCGAGUUUGCAUAAUUUGAAGACGUUUCAGGCGUGUCGAGUCCACUUUGACUUUUUAAAAAUGGAGCUCCCCACAUCGCUGAGGAGGUUUUUGGUCACCACGACCGACGGAAAUGGAUGUUCUGUUGACUUAAGAAAGUACGAGCAACUCCAAUGGAUAUCAUUUGCUUCGUCAUCGCAAUUGAAAGUGUUAUUGCCGACGAAGUUACCAAAAUUGUCUGUCGAGUAUUGUGAAGGAGUAGUUAUUGAGAAUAUCCAAGACAUUGAAUUAAAGGAGUUGACAUUGAACAACCAAAAAGGAAUCAAUUUGGACAAUAUAAGGAAUACACUGAGUUGGUUGUAUUUGGAUAAAUCAGAUUUGGAAUCAGAAUCGGAGGAGAGUGGUGAGAACCCCGAGAUCGCAGAAAAGCUCAAGAAAUUCACAGAACUCAUGGGAUUUUGUUAA
Molecule: messenger RNA, 1776 nt
Organism: Entamoeba invadens IP1
Lineage: Eukaryota; Evosea; Mastigamoebida; Endamoebidae
Exons: 1
Coding region: 1-1776 (591 amino acids)
Source: RefSeq, a predicted model, not a curated record